Messenger RNA from Corticium candelabrum, 2328 nucleotides. RefSeq lists its product as uncharacterized. The record is from RefSeq and is a predicted model, not a curated record. The transcript has a single exon. Lineage: Eukaryota; Metazoa; Porifera; Homoscleromorpha; Homosclerophorida; Plakinidae. The coding region runs from base 44 to 2179 and encodes 711 amino acids.
CAUUGUUUUCUCAUUUCCUGGUUUGUGAGUCAACUGUUCAGAUAUGCCUGCGUGUCAUUCAAAGCUGGUGAAGGACGACCUUUCUUGCAGUCAAGACGGUGAGCAAAGUUAUUGGUUUGACUUGAGCCAUCUGCCCAAGAAAGGCCAAUCAUUCAGAGGGGUUGCCAUUGAAACUGUAAAUGGUAAAGAUUGUCCAGUCUUGCUCUUUGAACCAACAACAGACAAGAUCCGAACACCAACAACUCGGGAUGUAGCAGUUGCUCUAAGACUUGCUGAUGAGAACACGCGGCCAAAAUUUGAAUUUAUAACAAUUGCGGAACCUCAUCCGUUUGCUGGUCGCCACUACAACCGAUACUCUCCAUCUUGGAUAAAAGGGACUCGUUUUGGCAACAUCCUAUACAAAGCAGAUGUUGAGAUGAAGAUCUUAAAACAUCGCAUGAGAAAGGAUGGUGACCGCUUUGUCUCAAGUGACUUGGUCUACCCAGGACUAAAAGGACCACAACAAUUUCCCUAUCUUUAUGCUGGCUCAUCGCCCAUUUACCUCACAUGCCGCUCAGUCAACGUAUCCAAGACAAGUCGCUACUGUCUGUUUAUGGGCAAACCUGAAAUGCGAAUCACCUUGGAUAGUAACCCGAGAUACUCAGACUACAUCUCGUCCCUUUAUGACGUGCUUGGGCAUGAGGAUGCUCCUGCUUUGUUGAAUGUACGGGAGCUUCCCAAAUUGGUGAUUGCUGCUGAGUGGCUGAAAGAGAAAGGAUUUAGAAUAAAUGAAGACUGGCUAAUGGCAAUGACUCAGCCAGCUAAACAGUCAGCUUCAAAUGUUGCUACUGCAGGAAAUGAACAGUUUGAUAUCAAUGCUGAUGAUUUUGUGGCUCGACUACCUAAAGCUUUUGAAGAUUCAAGUGUAUCAGUCAAGGUACUCCCUAACGGCGUGACUCUUGAUAUGACUGUCAAUGAACCAGACACCAAAGAAGACGGCACAGAAAGCAAGCAAGUAAAAUAUUCAAUGACAGCAUCCACGUGUGACUAUGACUUGCUGUUUGAUGGAAUAUCUGUCAAAACACCAGUUACUGGUAAUGUUGUUCCUGAUGAAGACACUUGGUCUGAUCUUUAUGCAGCAACUAUUACACCCUUCUGGUCAAUGGAGUAUGAUGAAAGUGACAAGCAGGUUAGUUCCACGAGUUGGGGAGGAUGCAGCCUGAAGUCAAUGGAAACAAAAACAUGCAGUGUAAAACGACCUAAAUCUACUGCAUUUGAGUCAACACCAGUAGCUGGUGGAAGUCAUCUAUCAUACAGGAAUGGCUGCAUUGGAUCCGUCGGCAUAUCAUCAGCAUCAGCUAAAGCUUCAGUGGAUGUUGAAAUGACUGACUUAUUUGCCACCAAAAAGGCUCAAUCAAAAGACCACCCGAGAUGGGAGGGACGGAAUUCAGGCAGUAGAAAUGGGACAAAAUCUCGUCUACUUGGUGCUACAGACACUGUAACAGGUGUGGGUGACAUUUGCAAUGAAAAUGGCGAUACUGUCGUUGACACUCGGGAAAUCUACUGUAGAAUGGAUGCUAAGGUAUACAAAAAUGGUCAAGAAGUAGAGCGUCUUGUCCCGGUAAUAGGGAAGUUGGGUCUCCAUAAGCCAUCACUAAUGUUGCAAAAGAAGGUUGCACUACCUCAAAAUCUUGUAUCUGAACUCAAAGAUACGUUCAAGUGCAAAGUGUGCAACAAAACGAUGUCAUCACCGGCGGUUGCAGCUUCAUGUUGUGGCUCUAUCCUUGGCUGUAAAGCUUGUCUUGAUGAAUAUUACAGACACGGCAACCACAACAAGCACUGCAUCUCUUGCAACGACUCAACAGGAUACGAGAAAACAUUCUGUCUCCGCGGUAUUGACGACAUUCUACGAGCACUAGGAAACGGUACAACUUGUGUCGAUUCUGCUGUCUUUGCAGAAACCUUGAAGUGCACAGUAUGCCACAGUUCGCCAUUCAGCUCACGGCCAGCUGUAUGCAUAAGCUGUGGCUGCAUAGUUGGCUGUAGUGAUUGCAUCAAAACAUGGCAUCAGACGAAAGAUCAAUGCCCACUUUGUGACAACAACGAUGCAAAGGCCAGCACCAUUCGAUUAGCUGCAAUGGGAUCUGUUCUGAACCAACUUGAGCAGUUCUUUAAUGCUGUUGAACUCAGGUCUCCGUAAAAGACUGUGUUCCCAACAGUUGCUGGUUGCCUUAGUGUGGCAAUGAUGUCCACUGUAUGUAUUGUAUACUCUUUAUUUACUCUGUAAGUCGGAUAGAUGUAAUCUGUAAGUUCGAUUUGGUCAUAUAAUCAACAUGUUAUGAAAUACAA